This is a messenger RNA of Talpa occidentalis (Iberian mole), 1083 nucleotides long. RefSeq names its product biliverdin reductase A (gene BLVRA). The coding region runs from base 95 to 982 and encodes 295 amino acids. Gene Ontology annotation, biological process: heme catabolic process. The record is from RefSeq and is a predicted model, not a curated record. Gene Ontology annotation, molecular function: nucleotide binding; zinc ion binding; biliverdin reductase [NAD(P)H] activity. Gene Ontology annotation, cellular component: cytoplasm. The transcript is spliced from 8 exons. Lineage: Eukaryota; Metazoa; Chordata; Mammalia; Eulipotyphla; Talpidae.
CCGGGCUCGCGGUGCAGGCGGCGGCUCGGCGGCCCGAGGCUGCGCUGAGCUCGAGCUUUGUGUCCGGCGUCAGCCACUGGAGGAACAGAUCAGGAUGAAUACAGAGCCUGAGAGGAAGUUUGGUGUGGUGGUGGUUGGCGUUGGCAGAGCUGGCUCUGUGCGGAUGAGAGACUUGCGGAAUCCACAUGCUUCCUCGGCGUUCCUGAACCUGAUUGGCUUUGUGUCCAGACGAGAACUCACAAGAAUUGAUGAAGUUCAGCAGAUUUCUUUGGAAGAUGCUCUUUCUAACCAAGAGGUUGAGGUUGCUUAUAUCUGUAGUGAAAGCUCCAGCCAUGAGAACUACAUCAGGCAGUUCCUUAAUGCUGGCAAGCAUGUCCUUGUGGAAUACCCUAUGACAUUGUCUCGGGCGGCAGCUCAGGACCUGUGGGAGCUGGCUGAGCAGAAAGGGAAAGUCUUACAUGAAGAGCACGUUGAACUCUUAAUGGAAGAGUUUGCAUUCCUGAAAAAAGAAGUUGUAGGAAAAGACCUGCUGAAAGGGUCUCUUCUCUUCACAGCUGGCCCUUUGGAAGAAGAGCGGUUUGGCUUUCCUGCAUUCAGUGGUAUCUCUCGUCUGACCUGGCUGGUGUCCCUUUUUGGGGAGCUUUCUGUUGUGUCUGCCACUUUGGAAGAGCAAAAGGAGAAUCAGUAUAUGAAAAUGACUGUGUGUUUGGAGACAGAGAACAAACGUCCAUUGACAUGGAUUGAAGAGAAGGGGCCUGGUCUAAAACGAAACAGACAUUUAAGCUUCCAUUUCAAAUCUGGAUCUCUGGAGAAUAUGCCAAAAGUAGGAGUCAAUAAGAAUAUUUUCCUGAAAGAUCAAGAUAUAUUUGUCCAGAAACUCUUGGGCAAGUUCUCUGAAAAGGAGCUGGUUGCUGAAAAGAAACGCAUCCUGCACUGCCUGGGGCUUGCAGAAGAAAUCCAGAGAAACUGCUCAAAGAAGUAAGAGAAGGAAUCAGCAUAGCACUUCCAAGAAGAGAUCAUAGUUUGACUUAUCAUAAGUUAACCUUUGUCUCUGUUCUCAUAAUUAAACCUCUUGGGUUAACA